AUGGCCGUUGUGAAAUUUUCCUGUUUCCUUCAUCCGCUUCUCUCUCUUCACUUGCUUUCUAAGCUUCGUACUCUUGAAGCCAAUGGAAUAAGCUCCAGCACCACCAAUUGCCCUGUCAAGGAAAGACAAGCCCUGUUGAGAUUCAAAGCUGGUCUCAAAGACCCUUCAAACCAGCUCUCUUCCUGGACCGGCCAAGAUUGCUGUGAAUGGGAUGGCGUUAGCUGCGACAACUGCACAGGCCGUGUCGUGAAGCUGGAUCUCAGAAGCCCUAACAUAUGUGACAUGGAUGAUGAUGCUAAAUCUGUACUAGAAGGUUACAAGCCAAUGUGUCUGAGCGGCCAAGAAACACGCGAGCUUGAAGUGGGCUUGUCCGGAUGCAUGAACAGCAGCUUAGAGGAGCUAGAUUUGAGUGCCAACAAUUUCAACGGAUCUGUCCCCGCAAAUAUCGACCGCCACACGUCAGCCUUGAAGUACCUAGAUGUGUCGAACAACUCACUCACUGGGAACCUACCUUGUUCAGCAAGCGGGAUAAAGAAUCUAGUUUAUAUUGAUUUAUCGAACAAUGCUCUCUCUGGAGAUAUUUAUGCUGGGUGGGACUGUUAUGCCAAAACUGAAGAUCUUGGAUCUUUCAGAGAAAUUGUUCUCUGGUAG
Eucalyptus grandis is the source of this 651-nucleotide messenger RNA. RefSeq names its product probable inactive receptor kinase At5g10020. The transcript is spliced from 3 exons. NCBI's taxonomy places the organism in Eukaryota, Viridiplantae, Streptophyta, Magnoliopsida, Myrtales, Myrtaceae. The record is from RefSeq and is a predicted model, not a curated record. Gene Ontology annotation, molecular function: protein binding. Bases 1 to 651 code for a protein of 216 amino acids.